Messenger RNA from Aspergillus welwitschiae, 1838 nucleotides. Its product is annotated as glycosyl transferase family group 2-domain-containing protein. The transcript has 3 exons. Lineage: Eukaryota; Fungi; Ascomycota; Eurotiomycetes; Eurotiales; Aspergillaceae. The record is from RefSeq and is a predicted model, not a curated record. Bases 60 to 1838 code for a protein of 592 amino acids.
CUGCCCUUGGACCUCGACGACCUCUUCAACACCUAGACUCCCAAGUCCAGUCAUACAAGAUGCUUCAAUGGAGCUCGCGCUGCCUUCCUGGGUUUAGCUUUCUGCUACUGAUAGCCCUUCUCCACCUGGCCUUCUUCGAUAAUGCGGACUGGAACCUCAGGAAAAGUCAGAGGCCAUCGCCACCUAGGAAACCGGUUCAUGAUCCUAACCGUGUACUGACCUUGGCGCAAGCCUUGUUCGCCAUAUACACUGUGGUAAUUCACCUGAACAUGUUUUCCUUCACACUCCGACUUACAUGGUCGCUGUUCUGGGUGACGAGGCGAACGCGGCAGGUUUUUCAAAGGCGCAUCGGGUCCAAUGCGAGCAAACUGGACACUACAGGCGACACCCUCCUGGAUUUCAGCACCUUGCAGGGCUCAGCCAAUGAACAGAUCUUACCAGACUCACGGAGUAUAGACAUAAUUCAUGCCAUUAUUGUCCCCAACUACCGUGAGGACGUGGACACACUUCGGACUACUCUAAACGUAUUGGCAAGCCAUCCACAUGCAAGAUUUCACUAUGAGAUCUACCUUGCCAUGGAGGAGAAAGAGACAAACGCAGUCGAAAAGGCAAUGAAGCUAGCCGCCACGUUCGACGCCUCGUUCCGCACCAUUCAAACCACCUUUCACCCUUCUGGAAUUGACGGUGAGAUUACCGGCAAGGGUUCCAACGUAGCAUAUGCGGCACGUCAUAUUGUCAGUGUCCAUCAUAAGGCCCUGCGAGUGGAAACUUGUGAUGUUAUUAUCACAGUCAUAGAUGCCGAUACCCAUCUUUCCAGGGAUUACUUCACCGAGAUACAGCGCAUUCGUGACUUGGAUCUUCUUAAGGCUGAGCGUACCCUAUACUGCUGUCCCAUCAUAUUUGAUCGAAAUUCACUUGAAAGUCCCGUCCUGGUGCGAUGUGCCGAUCUCCUUUGGGGAUUCGCCGGCUUAUCCACCAUGUACCCAGGGACCAUGCUUGCUAUUCCCACGUCAGUUUACUCGUUACCGCUAUCCCUAGCAGAAAAGGUUGGGGGAUGGGAUAGCGAUCCAACGGCGAUUGGAGAGGACAUGCACAUGCUGCUGAAGUGCUACUUUGAGACUUCGGGUAACUUGAUAACACAGGCCAUCUAUGUCCCCGCCAGUCAGUGUAAUGUUUCGAGCGACGCUCGCCGAGGAUGGCGGUUCUACCUAGAUACAUGCGUUGCUCGAUACAGACAAGCGCUGCGACACAUGUGGGGGGCUCUAGAUUCAGGAUAUGCGGUACGACGGACGAUGGGCCAUCUGCGCUUCCGACGUUGCUUUGUCCUGCGGCCACGCCAGCUAGCUCUCACCCACCUCCUCUGGGAGGCCCAUUUCCUGCCCUGUCAUGUCACGAUCCUUCUGGUGUUCUCCAUGUUCUACACACUAUGCAACCCCAGUGGUCAUAUGCACCCGACCUUGGCAUUCGCAUUCAACUUCACCAAUACCCUUCGUACUUGCUCGUUCGUCGGCAUGAACUUGGCUAUCUCGCUAUACGACCGCUGGCAUCAGAUCUGUGUUGACCGGCGCAUGCAGGACAUGCAUGCCGCUCAAAUCCCUGGCACUGGCUGCUCGCGACGCAAGUGGUACAUGCCGCAGUGUCUGCUAGACCGAGUUAUCUUUCCCAUUUCCGGCACACUGUAUGGCGCCAUCCCCACGUUACAGGCCGCUUUCUCGCAUUUUUGGACUGAUCGGCUGGAGUACCAGGUGAGUAAAAAGCCUAGCUUUGAGCACGAUUCCGCGGCCGAAGCGCCGAUCUGGGCACCGGUCCAUGUUCAAGUUGCUAAUGAGUGUGCUUGA